This is a messenger RNA of Thrips palmi, 633 nucleotides long. It is a transcript of the gene RpII18, whose product is annotated as DNA-directed RNA polymerases I, II, and III subunit RPABC2. Bases 133 to 531 code for a protein of 132 amino acids. Lineage: Eukaryota; Metazoa; Arthropoda; Insecta; Thysanoptera; Thripidae. The record is from RefSeq and is a predicted model, not a curated record. The transcript is spliced from 4 exons. Gene Ontology annotation, cellular component: nucleus; RNA polymerase III complex; RNA polymerase II, core complex. Gene Ontology annotation, biological process: DNA-templated transcription. Gene Ontology annotation, molecular function: DNA-directed RNA polymerase activity; DNA binding.
GUUUUUGUUUUUGUUCACGCACUGCGUUUUGCCUAGCCCGUCAGUUUGUGCCGCACUGUUUGCGUUUCUAACAAACUCUCCGUUUCUUUUUAUCUUGGUUCACACUAUCCUCUCAAACUUCCUUUUAAUAGAAUGGCUGACGAAGAUUUCGAUGUUGAUGAUGCCGGAUUGGGAGAGGACUUCGACGAUGUGGAAGACGAUGAGAACAUCGAAGAACUUGAUCAGCAAGAGGAACAAGAAAAUGUUGACAUUCUGGCUGCGGGAGCUGCUGGUGGCGGAGUAGCCAAAUCUAAGAGGAUUACAACACGAUAUAUGACAAAGUAUGAAAGAGCAAGAGUGCUGGGAACUAGAGCGCUUCAAAUAGCUAUGUGUGCACCUGUCAUGGUUGAGUUAGAGGGUGAAACUGACCCACUCCAGAUCGCUAUGAAGGAAUUAAAACAGCGCAAGAUCCCAAUUGUCAUCCGAAGAUACCUUCCUGAUCAAAGUUACGAGGACUGGGGUAUUGACGAAUUGAUCAUCAUUGAUCACUGAUUUAUGUUACCUCCAACUUCCCAAAUGUUUAUACUCCUCCCUUUCCAGUACCUUAUAAGUUAGUUUUACUGUCUAAGACAAUUAAUAAAUUUCAAAAUCAAA